Dissoconium aciculare CBS 342.82 is the source of this 2450-nucleotide messenger RNA. RefSeq lists its product as uncharacterized. The record is from RefSeq and is a predicted model, not a curated record. NCBI's taxonomy places the organism in Eukaryota, Fungi, Ascomycota, Dothideomycetes, Mycosphaerellales, Dissoconiaceae. The coding region runs from base 156 to 2405 and encodes 749 amino acids. The transcript is spliced from 3 exons.
GAUGCGCCAGAAAUAAGGCAACAUUGAAUAGCGACGAGGCAAGCACAUAAGUAUGGGUUAUCCUUUUCUCCAUCUGUAAGUGUCUCUACAACAUAGCGCUAUCAAUUGCGAUAUUCCUACUCCUGUUUGACGCUUCGUAGCCCAUUUGCGCCGCAAUGCGUUUCUCAACUCUCGCCGCCAUUGCGGGCCAAUGCCUCUUAGCGUCGGCACAGCUAAUUGAUCUCGACUUUGUCAAUUCGGAGCCUGAUCCUACCUUCACGAUUGCUUUAGACGCGCCUUCUCAGACAGUCACCUAUGACCGGGCGUCUGCUAUCGCGCAUGAUCGCGCCGAGGCCGGGAGUGACAGUCCUCUGGACAUCGUCGAAGCCGGGCCGACAAAACGAGACACUGGCAUUUCCGGCCCAAUCAUUGAGGCUCGGCAAGCCGCCUGCGCUCCAGCUCCCACCACAUCGAACAUUUACAAUGCCAACUUGUCUCCACCGGAAUCUUUUGUCGCCGAUUCCAACCUCGCUGGAGUAGCAGACCAAGCGCCGACUCCAUCCGGAUAUACCAACACUUUCACCAAUGUGAAGGCUGCGUCGCAAGCGCAUGGUUAUAUGGGAUACUCCCUUCUAUCUUCGUAUGACACUGCUGCCUGUGCCGCCAAAUGCAACAAGGCGAAGCUUUGCCAGUCGUUCAACAUCUACUUUGAGCGCAGCCCUUCCCUGGUCCCAGGCUCCAAUUGUCCCAAUCCCGCUCCUACCGCGAACAUCUUUUGUGUACUUUGGGGUGGUCCGGUCUACCCUGAGAAUGCCAAAAAUGUUGGACAGUGGCGUGCCAACUACCGUGUCGUCAUUGCAGGUAGCAAUGGAUACACCUUGACUUCCGCCCUCGGUUUGAAAAACACGGCAGCCAUCAAUUCACCAAUUGAGAAUUGCAACGGCGCAUACACAUACCUAGGCAUGCGCCUGUUCAAUGACGGUGCGCCGUUCGAUCCGCAACGCUGCGCUGCCGUUUGCUCCGACACCUCUAGCUACAACACUAAUCACAAUCCGGAUCCAACUAAGCCCCCAACCCUUUGCAAGUUUUUCAACACCUAUAUCCUGAGUAAAAACUACGUCAGCCAGGGACAAGUCUGCUCUUUAUACUCUCAAUACUGGGAUCCAGCGGUAUACGCUGUGAAUGAUGGCCAAUGGGAUUCCAAGGGCAACCACUUCACCAUCUCGUCCAGUGUGUUCGUGAAGAAUGCCACAGAUGUGGUCACGCCAGUAUGCCCAAACAACGUGCUCCAGCUGAAACAAGACUCAGCUGCCGGUGCUUUCUGCACAUCCUACAACAGCUACGUCGCGCCCGUGGUGACAGUGACCGCCACCAGUGGCACGACUACGAUCCAACGUUGCGCAGCUCCCACGCUGACAGCUAGAAAGCGCGAGAACACGGCUGGCGGAUUUGUCGAAGCUGUUCUUGCCGUCUACCCGGAAAAGAUUGCUCCUCAAACCACCGGCGCUGCUGCGUCUGUGACUAUCGCUGCUGGGUCCAUCACAGUCGCUGCAGCUCUCGCCUCGGCUACUGCGGAGGCAGUAAGCUCGCUCGGUUUGGAUACCUCCAGCAGUGUCGCACCUACGACCACAACUCAAGCAGCGCGUCGCCGACAAGCACCAGUGACCCCCAGCAUUCUACUGGGCCGUGACCCUCGUGAAAUUGCAUCGGUCUGUUCUCAGGUUGCUACUGGAACCAACACCAUCACUCAGACCGCUCAAGCUACUCAGAUCAGCGAUGCCAACUGCGCCCAAUACCCAUCGACCUGCUCAGACGGCUCUAGCCCAAGUCUUAUCUUCGGAGACUUUACCAGAGCGACUGACUCUUACGAUGACUACAGUUCGACCAUCGAGCUACCUUUUCCGAUCUGCAUCUAUGACUCCUGCUCGUCUAUUGCGCAUCCGACUACCAAUGGAAUGAUCACGCUCGGUGAUUUUGAAACAGCGACAUACACGAACAGACCCAUCCCCUACAGCUUGGGCAAUCUUGGGGUUGCACAGCCUGCCCUAUUUGCAUUCCACGACGACUUAUACAUUUUUGCCGGUCAACGUCAUUACAUGGAUUUCAGCAUCUGUGGAGCAUCAGGAUCGCGUAGCGUGACAUUCGACUGGCGCAUGGGUGCCUUCAAUGCGCCUUCGGAUGGGCCCUUGUACAGCUUCAGCGCAACCUUCUAUGAGGCCCAGCCAGGCCGAGUCUUCUUGAACUACUUCGGCACGACAGAUCAAGGUAUCUCUGCAACAAUCGGCAUGCAGGGAACGCGGGCGGGAGCCGUCACGUCUUACCAGUAUUCGUAUAACGAGGCUGCCAUUACCAACGGUCUUGGCCUUAUCCUUGACCCCGCGGCAGGAUAUUUCGGCCGGGCAGAAGCCCGCCCUCAAUCUGCGUGAAAAGCUUUCGAAAGCAGACCUAUCACCAAAUUUGUCUCUGGGCAC